AUGCCUAAUAUUUGUUGCAGUUGUAAAGAAGUAUCAUUAUUAUUAUAUGCAGAUUGCAUUAUUAUACGAUUCUUUAUGGUGGUUGGAAUGAGAUUUCGUGGUAGUCAUAAAUUUAAGAAAUCAGAUAUCAUCACUCUUGAACCAGAACCUUCUAAUAUACAUAAUAUAAAUACAAUAAAAGUUAUUGUAGAUAGUAUCCAUAAAGCCUAUGUGGCAAAGAAUGAAAAUGAAAGUAUUGGAGAUUUAAUGAAACGAUAUCCAACUUAUCAGGUAAAUGCUCAUAGAAAGAAAAACUAUAAUCAAUCAGCAUUUUUAAAUCUUGAAUAUCCUUGA
Molecule: messenger RNA, 333 nt
Organism: Racocetra persica
Lineage: Eukaryota; Fungi; Glomeromycota; Glomeromycetes; Diversisporales; Gigasporaceae
Source: the annotation of a GenBank genome assembly